GAAAGAGUUGAACAGAGAAUGUAGUCCGUAUGGACAUGGUUCCCCUCCCCUUCCACCUUAUCGUCUUCAUCACUUCUGGAUUUUGGCUCUGACUAUCAUGUUGGAAUCCGAAAAUGAAUCACUUGGCGGAAGACAUUAUGGCAAUGGAGUUCUUAGCUCCACUAAACACGCUGUCAAAACCGCCGGAUUUGAGCCCAGGGGUCAAUCUCGGUAUGUUGCUACUGAUAUUCCAAGUGACUUUCUGGUUCAAACUGGAGAUAUUAAUUUUCACUUGCACAAGUAUCCAAUGCUUUCUAGAAGUGGAAAGAUAAACAGACUGAUAUAUGAGUCUCGAAACCCGGAUAUUGUUAACAAGAUUGCCCUGGAUGAUCUUCCUGGAGGACCUGAGGCUUUCGAGCUAGUUGCGAAAUUCUGCUAUGGGAUUGCAGUUGAUAUAACAGCAGCCAAUGUAUCCACGCUAAGGUGUGCUGCAGAGUAUCUUGAGAUGACAGAGGACUUGGAAGAAGGCAACCUGAUCUUUAAAACAGAAGCCUUUCUUAGUUAUGUUGUUUUGUCAUCCUGGAGAUACUCCAUAAUUGUAUUGAAAAGUUGUGAAAAGCUGUCUCCAUGGGCUGAAAAUCUUCAGAUUGUUCGAAGGUGUAGCGAAUCCAUAGCUUGGAAGGCUUGUGCAAACCCUAAAGGAAUCAGAUGGGCUUAUACUGAAAAACCCCUAAAAGCUUCGAGUCCAGAAUUGAAUGAUAUCAUAGAUUCAAGUCCCCGUAGGAAGAAUCAAUCCGUUCCUCCUGAUUGGGGGUUUGAAGAUGUUUCGAUUCUCAGAAUCGAUCACUUUGUCAGGGUUAUUACAGCCAUCAAAGUAAAGGGUAUGCGAUCUGAAUUGAUCGGGGCUGCAAUAAUGCAUUAUGCCACAAAAUGGCUUCCAGGUAUGGUCAGAGAAGGUGCAGGUGCUGCUGGAGAUGAAACAAGCUGUGGCAGUGCCAGUAGUAGCAACAGUUGGAAAGGGGGACUACAUAUGAUCAUGGCGAGGACUAGAGAGGAUCCUCCGACCGUUCAUUUCAAGGAUCAACAGAAUAUCAUCGAGAGCCUAAUUAGCAUAAUUCCGCCGAAAGACAGUGUGACAUGCAGCUUCCUGCUGAGGCUCCUGAGAAUGGCCAACAUGUUAAAAGUGGCGCCUGCCUUGGUCAAUGAAUUGGAGAAACGGGUUGGGAUGCAGUUUGAGCAGGUUACAUUGGCUGAUCUUCUUAUUCCUACUUACAAUAAAGGAGAAACUUUGUAUGAUGUGGAGCUUGUGCAGAGGCUUUUGGAGCAUUUUCUUAUUCAUGAACAGACAGAAAGUUCAAGUCCCAGCAGGCAAUCUUUUUCGGAUAAGCACAUGUAUGAUGGAGCUCAAAGGGCUAAUAAUGGCACAAGUGCUCAGAUGAGAGUGGCAAGGCUUGUUGAUGGUUAUCUCACUGAAGUAGCCAGAGAUAGAAACCUGUCUUUGAUAAAAUUUCAGGUUUUGGCUGAAGCUUUACCAGAAUCUGCAAGGACCUGUGAUGAUGGACUUUAUAGAGCAGUUGAUUCCUAUCUUAAGGCGCAUCCAACACUAUCUGAGCAUGAAAGGAAGCGGCUAAGUCGAGUGAUGGAUUGGCAGAAACUGUCAAUGGACGCAUGCAUGCACGCCGCUCAAAACGAAAGGCUCCCUCUAAGAGUUGUGGUGCAAGUCCUCUUCUCAGAACAGGCAAAGAUCAACAACGCAAUAGCAACCACCUCACUGAAAGAAGCCGCCGAAAGCCAGUACCAGCCCAUCAUCUCCAACAGAAAGACACUGCUUGAAGGGACGCCGCAGUCAUUCCAGGAAGGAUGGGCAGCCGCCAAGAAGGAUAUUAAUACACUUAAGUUUGAGCUUGAAAGCUCCAAGGGCAAGUACCUUGAGCUGCAGGAUGAGAUGGAGAAUCUGCAGAGGCAGUUUGAUAAGAUGUCAAAGCAGAAACAAACUUCUGCAUGGAGUAGUGGGUGGAAGAAAUUGAGCAGACUUACAAAGAUGAAACAGUUGGAGGACGUUCAAACUUCUGCAGAUCAGAAUAGAAAGACACCUAGAAGAUGGAGAAACUCAAUCCCCUGAUUGCCAAAGGAAUGCCUGUACAUUUAUAUUCAGUGUUACAUAUUGCUAAUGUUUUCUUCCACUGUUACGAUUCCAUCUCUCUGUGCUUUUUUUUCUUCUUCUUGAAGUUCAAUUUUUUUUUCUUGUACUUUUUUGUUUUGUGUAA
Mangifera indica (mango) is the source of this 2246-nucleotide messenger RNA. RefSeq names its product root phototropism protein 3-like. Gene Ontology annotation, molecular function: protein binding. Lineage: Eukaryota; Viridiplantae; Streptophyta; Magnoliopsida; Sapindales; Anacardiaceae. Bases 98 to 2101 code for a protein of 667 amino acids. The record is from RefSeq and is a predicted model, not a curated record. The transcript is spliced from 5 exons.